Messenger RNA from Anopheles cruzii, 2203 nucleotides. Its product is annotated as putative inorganic phosphate cotransporter. The transcript has 5 exons. Gene Ontology annotation, biological process: transmembrane transport; monoatomic anion transport. NCBI's taxonomy places the organism in Eukaryota, Metazoa, Arthropoda, Insecta, Diptera, Culicidae. The record is from RefSeq and is a predicted model, not a curated record. Bases 55 to 1713 code for a protein of 552 amino acids. Gene Ontology annotation, molecular function: transmembrane transporter activity.
AUCGGUUGUUGUGCCCUCGUAGAAUGUGCAGACGGUGAUAGAAGGAUACACGAAAUGAUAAAAAGUAUGCGAUCGUUCGAUUUCGGAGUGGCCGGACCGUCGGCGGAACGGCAACCGCUUCUGGGACCGGGCAAGGAUCAGUGGCCGAUCGAGUUUCGCGAGGGGAAACACUGUCCCAAGCCAGGCUGGCUGCUCGGUUACGGGGCGGAAGUGCGACAUCCGUGCAUGGAAUGUCUGUCAAGGGUUUUUAUAAUCCCGCAACGGGUCGUCCUGGCGAUCAUGGGCUUCCUGGCGAUCAUGAACGCGUACACGAUGCGCAUCUCGCUGUCGAUCGCCAUCACGGAAAUGGUGAACAAGACGCACGGUGGCUCGGAGGAUGACGGAGGCGUUUGUCCGAUCGACGAGUCGGAGAACCCGGACGACUUCACCGGCGGUGAGUUCGACUGGGACGAGGAACUGCAGGGCAUCAUCCUGUCGUCGUUCUACUGGGGCUACGUCAUCACGCACAUUCCGGGCGGUUUGCUGGCGGAGAAGUUCGGUGGCAAGUGGACCCUCAGCUUGGGCAUCCUGUCGACGGCCAUCUUCACGCUCAUCACACCCUGGGCCGUGCAGUCCGGUGGCUCGACCGCUCUGAUCGUAAUCCGAGUGUUGAUGGGGCUCGGCGAGGGCACCACGUUCCCGGCGCUGAGUGCCUUGUUGGCCACCUGGAUCCCGGCGAAGGAGCGCAGUAAGCUGGGGUCGGUAGUGUUCGGUGGCGGUCAGGUCGGUACGAUCGUCGGGAAUCUACUGUCGGGGGUGUUGCUACACAACAUCGAUGGCUGGUCGUCGGUGUUUUACUUCUUCGGCGGUAUGGGCAUCUUAUGGUUCGUCAUCUUCUCACUCAUCUGCUACAGUGAUCCAGAGUCGCAUCCGUUCAUCACCGAGAAGGAGAAAGCGUACCUGAAGCGGGAGCUCGGAACGCUGGAGCGCGAUCGUACGCUUCCGCCGACGCCUUGGCGCUUCAUCCUCACGAGCGUUCCUAUGAUGGCCCUGGUGUGCGCCCAGAUCGGUCACGAUUGGGGCUUCUUCAUCAUGGUAACCGAUCUGCCGAAGUACAUGAGCGACGUGCUGCGGUUCUCGAUCAAGGACAAUGGCCUCUACUCCUCGCUGCCCUACCUGGUGAUGUGGAUCGUGUCGCUUUCGACCGGUGUCCUCAGCGAUUGGCUCAUCACUUCCGGCCGCAUGACGAUCACGUUCGGACGCAAGCUGUUCACCACCAUCGCUUCCGUUGGGCCGGCUUGUUUCAUCGUCGGUGCUUCGUACGCCGGAUGCGAAAAAGCGAUCGUCGUUAUGCUGUUCACCUUCGCCAUGGGUUUUAUGGGAACGUUCUACCCCGGAAUGAAAGUGAACCCUCUGGAUCUGAGUCCAAACUAUGCUGGUACACUGAUGGCCAUUACGAACGGUAUCGGUGCCAUCACCGGUAUUAUUGCCCCGUACGUCGUCGGUGUGAUGACACCCAAUCACGGAUUGGACGAGUGGCGCAUCGUGUUCUGGAUUUCGUUCGGCAUAUUCAACGUUACCAACCUGGUGUACGUUAUUUGGGCCUCGGGCGAGAUUCAACCCUGGAAUACGCCCCAUCUGAUGAACCAAUCGGUCGAGGUCGGCGAAGGAAACGAGUCGAAGGAAGCCGAGGCGCAGAAAAGUGUACAAUCUCAAGAUGCCAUUAAAAACUGAAAGAAUGCGUUAGGAGACACAUAGCGAUCGGGUGUGUCGGGGCGUUGAAAGGAUAACUAGGGACCUCAGACCUUCCACGGUGUGCCACGAAGCAAAAGCUGACCGAACUAUAUUUGCCUGAUAGCGUCUGCCGACGAUCGACCGCAGGAGAAAACACGGGAUGUGGAAGAAGUUAGCGUGAUAUUCGAACAAUGCAUAUUGUAAACCUCAUUUUAGCAGAUUGGUGGGGACCCUUACGUCCCCAUUGAGUUGUUUCGUGACUGUUGCACUAGAAGCUGUGUAGACUAACGCUAAACGCCAGGUUUGAUAAGACAGAAAUUGUGUUGAUUUAUUUAUACCACCUUCACCUAGAAUUAAUCCUAGUUUAAAGCUAGAUAAGCAGCUAGAAGCAAGGUGAGGUUCGCAGCCGUGCUUUGCUUGGAACACCAUCGUCUGCUAAGCAGAGGUGCGCUUCCCGGUCGACGGGAACCGUUUACUCCCCAUAUCACUU